Molecule: messenger RNA, 2751 nt
Organism: Penicillium antarcticum
Lineage: Eukaryota; Fungi; Ascomycota; Eurotiomycetes; Eurotiales; Aspergillaceae
Product: putative MFS monosaccharide transporter
Exons: 4
Coding region: 1-2751 (916 amino acids)
Biological process (GO): transmembrane transport
Molecular function (GO): transmembrane transporter activity
Source: RefSeq, a predicted model, not a curated record
AUGGAGGGUCGUCGCGCGGCGACUUUGGGCGUCUCAAUCACCUUCUUCAUCCUCGCCAGUAUCUUCGUUAUACUCCGAUUCAUUUCGCGCAUAUUCGUGGUCAGGAAAAUUGGGUUACACGACUGGUUGAUGUUGGUCGCAUGGAUUAUCGAUUUUGGCUUUUCAUUUUCACUUUUCUUCUCCGUGCAGAAAGGUCUCGGUCUCCAUUCUAAUGAGAUCAGACCGGAGGACGAACUUGCUUUGAAUACGGCCAACUAUGCGUUCACCGUUCUAUACAACCCGGCGUUAAUGGCUGUCAAGACCUCCAUCCUUAUUUUCUACCUGACCUUGACACGAAACCAGAAAGUCUUUCGAUGGGCCAACUUUGUGACCCUGGGAGUCGUAAAUGCAGCCGGCCUUGCAUUGACAUUUGUCAAUGUGUUCCAAUGUAGCCCCCUCAACGCCGUGUUUCUUUCCGACGUCCCGCCCAACGCGCAUUGCAUCGACAUUGUCACCCUGUACCUCUCGUCCUCUCCCGUGAAUAUUAUCACCGAUCUCGCUAUUCUCUUCCUUCCGAUGCCGCUUUUGACUGAAAUGCGCCUUCCAUUCAAACAAAAGAUCAUUUUGGUCGUCACUUUCUCCUUUGGUUUCUUCGUGGCCGUGGUCGACGUUAUUCGAAUUGCUUUUCUCCAGCGGGCUGCCAUCUCUCGCUCGCUAGAGCUCAAAUCCAUUCAUAUUCAAAACACCGAAGGGGUAGACUUCAGCUGGUAUGCAUCACUAUCUUUCAUGUGGUCAGUUGUUGAAGUCAACGUCUCCAUAAUUUGCGGCUGCGUCCCAAGUCUCAAGCCUCUUGUGACUCGUCUUGCGCCAAAGUUGAUCAAGAAUACCGGUGACACCUCUAAUGGCACACAAACUGGACGUUAUGCGAACGGAGAAACACCUGUUGCAGUGCCAUCGCCGGCUGCAACAGCAAUAAAUCCAAGACGAUCGUCCCCUUCUCCAACUGGAAGCCAAGCCAAAGCAACUCGUAAUGGUAGCGUCUUUACACGUCGGCACAGCUCUCGCAGCUCCAAUGAACCAAUAGACAUAUUGGACUUCUUGGGGCACCCUGAAACAGCCGUGACGCUAGACACGGAAGCAAAUACGCACACUAGCACAUCGUAUCCGCCCGACAUCACCUUCUUUGAUUUUGUCAACAUGAAGAACCCCCAAAGUAUGCUCAAGCUGAAUAAUCGGGAGUCAAUCGCGCCAAUUGCCUUGACUACUCUCCUAUUUUUCCUUUGGGGCUUUGCAUAUGGAUUGCUUGAUAUCCUGAAUACCCAAUUCAAAACCAUCGUCCACUUAGGUCCAUGGCAUUCACUGGGACUCCACGGUGCCUACUUUGGCGGAUACGUGUUUGGUCCUCUUUUGGUUGGUGGGCCUGUACUAAAACACUGGGGAUUCAAGUCCACUUUCAUGACCGGUUUAUGCAUCUAUGCCUGUGGGACCCUUAUUUUUUGGCCCUCGGCUGUUCUCACCUCGACACCUGCGUUUAUUCUUUCUAAUUUCAUCGUCGGUUUUGGCCUGGCGGUAUUGGAAACAGCAGCCAAUCCAUUCAUUGCGCUGUGUGGACCACUUGAAAAUUCUGAAAUUCGACUGAAUAUUUCACAGGGUGUUCAGGCCGUCGGAAGUGUGUUGUCACCCCUUUUAGCCAAGAGAGUUCUCUUCAAAGACGUCCGCGAUGUUGCAUCUCUGGUCGAUGUACAAUGGACCUAUCUCGGCAUCGCCCUAUUUGACGUGCUCUUAGCAGUGGCAUUCUACUACCUUCCAGUUCCCGAAGCCUCGGACAAAGACCUGGAAGAAUUGGCAAACAGACGCCGAGAAGAAAAUAUGACCAAGGUAGUCGGGGUCCCAGUUGUUUGGCUGACCCUAGGUCUGGGUAUUUGGUCCCAAUUCUUCUACGUGGCCGGACAAGAAGUAUUUUCAACAACACUUGCACGUUUCGUCGAAGCCGCGCACCCAGAUUCUUCCCUAACCUCUUUCGACUUCCUCACAAUCGGCCACAGCGUCUUUGCCGUUGGCCGUUUUCUCGCCGCCUUCGCGCAGUGGUUCCUCAAACCCCGCUGGAUUCUCAUGGUCAACUACAUCGGCAUGAUCGUCUGCGCCGUUCUCUGCAUGAAGCUAGACGGCUCCGCAGCAAUCGUCAUGGCAAUGCUAGUCUACCUCUUCGAAAGCGGUACAUUCAGUAUCAUAUUUGCCAUCUCCUUGCGCGGCACAGCCCAACACACAAAAACAGCCGCUAUCAUGUUAACAAUGGCAAUCAGCGGCGGAACCUUCUUCCCUUUCGCAAAUUACGCAGCCUACCUAAACAACGGCGAAUCCUACUCCUUCUCCGUCCUCGUGGCCCUCUUCGCCGCCGGCGCCAUCUUCCCUAUAUACCUCAACCUCGUCCCAGCCGUGAAGAAACAAGUUGAUCCCGUCCCGAACGAGUACCUCCGUCGCCAUCGUCGCCGACCACGCGCCCACCUCGACACAAUGCCUCGCGAGAAAGACAAUCCUUCUCUAGGCGGCGUGUUCUCCCGUCCUCGCAGCUUGGUUUCGAACCCCGAUCAUCUACCUGACCUCCCCUUCCCCGAGGAAAUCCACCGAACUUCACUCGCCAAUGAUCUCCUCGGCACAACAUCAAAUUCGAGUUCCGCUUCGACGUCGAGAUCGAAUUCCCACGCCAACUCGAUUUCGUCGCGUAUUUCAGUCCCUAAUCAAAGACCCUCGACCCGAAUUCAUGAUACAUGA